UACACCAUCAAUCCUGCAGAUGGCGCCACGGGUUUCACACCGCCCUUAAAAAAGACGAAACGUCACGCUUUUCUUUGUUUUUCUAUUCUUUCAAAAUGGCGGCUCGCAGGAGGCUCAAACGCGUGGCUUCCUCCCAGCCGGGAUUUUUAAGUUUUAAGUCCCCUUCGGAUACGACAGCGUCUGUUGGUAGCCGGAGAAAACGAGUGAACAAGAAUAAAAAGAAGAACUGGAACAAAUACAGCGAUGUUAAUGACGUAGAUGAGUUUUUAGAGGACAUCAGGCACCAGGAGAGAACCACCGGGGGUCUGCUAUCUGAGAAAACAGACGACAGCUUGUUUUUUUUGGAUCUUGGACAGCCAGAGAAACCACAACCACAAGCUGAAACUCCACAAGCUGAUGAAGGGAAGAAGAGAAGAGGGAAAGCUUCACGUCCUUUGAGGAUAGACCUCAUCCUUCAGCCAGAUUCUCUGGUUCCUCCUCCUAAAGAUAUUCUGGCCUACCAGCAACCAAAUGCCAAGAAACUCCGUCGGAUCGCCCAGAAGGCCGAGCAGCUGGCAGCCAAAGGCGUGGUGCCACGGAAACAGAAACGGCUGCUGAACAGACGGCCCGUCGACAAGACCGUGAAGAAGGCUGUGACAGAGGCCAACAACAACCCAGACCGAGACUAUUACGACAUAUGGGGACAAGAACCCAAAGUUUCAGCUGAUCCCUGGUAUCUGCAACAGACUGGGAAGAAGUUGGUUAAGCGUCCAGAGAAGCUGAAUGAGAAGCCGUCCGUUCUUCCUGCUGUGGAGGUGAUCUCUCCGGGUGGAUCCUACAACCCGGACUUCUUUUCCCACCAGGCGUUGCUCCAGGAAGCCCAUCAGGUGGAGGUCCAGAAAAAAAAGCAAGAGGACAAGUUGGAGAGGCAGCUGGCCAUCAAUAAAGAGGACAAAGCUACAGAGGAGACAAAUCUUCGUGAGCAAGUGGAAGGUUUAGUGGAGGAGGAGGAGGAGGAGGAGAAUAAUGACGAAGAGUCGGCUCCUUCAAAGGAAGAUGAGGAAGCAGCGCUGGCGGCCAUCGCUGUGACUCAGAAAAAAACCGAGAAACAGAUAAAGAAAGAGAAGGCAGAAAAACUUAAGGUAUAUCACACACUAAU
Molecule: messenger RNA, 1138 nt
Organism: Poecilia latipinna (sailfin molly)
Lineage: Eukaryota; Metazoa; Chordata; Actinopteri; Cyprinodontiformes; Poeciliidae
Product: glioma tumor suppressor candidate region gene 2 protein-like
Exons: 8
Biological process (GO): rRNA processing; ribosomal large subunit assembly
Cellular component (GO): nucleolus
Molecular function (GO): 5S rRNA binding
Source: RefSeq, a predicted model, not a curated record